Messenger RNA from Miscanthus lutarioriparius, 498 nucleotides. Lineage: Eukaryota; Viridiplantae; Streptophyta; Magnoliopsida; Poales; Poaceae. The record is from the annotation of a GenBank genome assembly.
AUGGAGAGGGAGCCAGUCGAGGGGGAGGAAGAGGAAGAGGAGGAGGUGGCGUGCGAGUGCUGCGGCUUCACGGAGGAGUGCACGGCGCCGUACAUCGCGGGCGUGCGCGCGCGGUACGGCGGGCGGUGGAUCUGCGGCCUGUGCGGGGAUGCGGUCGGCGAGGAGCUCGGGCGCGCGUCCCCUCCCAUCUCCCCCGCCGAGGCGCUGGACCGCCACGCCUGCGUCUGCCGCGGGGCGUCCGCGCCGCCGUCGCCCGCGGGCAGCCCCGACGACCUCAUCGCCGCGCUGCGCCUGCUCCUGCGCCGCAGGCUCGGGUCCCCGCCGCCGCCGGCGCCCAGGAAGGCGCGCUCCACGCCGAGCAGCCCGAGGCGCGAUGCCGCCCCCGGCGGCAUCUCCGUCGUCGCGGCCGUGGCCAAGGGGCUGCCGGAAGCUCGCUGGCGCGCACGGGGAGCUGCUUCGCCGCGCUCGUCGAAUGAGGAAGAAAUCGAAGAUGCUUGA